AUGAGCAGUGUGGUAAGGAAGUCUGCGCCAGUGGUCGUGAGGCCAUCAAAGACACUGCCGUCAAGCAGUGCCAUAAACCUGUCAUCCUUUGACAAGUGCUUCGUUAGGGUUCCAACCACAGUGUUGCUCGUGUUCGAACACCCGAUCCACGAACCAGCUGAAACAAUAAAGAGUGCACUGUCCGAGGCGCUAGUCCACUACUACCCAAUUUCUGGCCGUAUCACUGCAAGCGCCGACGAUGCCGACGAGUCCCACAUCCAGUGCACCGGUGAGGGCGUCGCAUUCGUCGCCGCUUCCGCCAGUUGUGCCUUUAAGGAAGUCGAGUUCUUCGACCCAUCGUCGUCUAGACCAAAGGCGCUAGUAAACGAGCUCGUCAGCCACUACCCACCCGAGGGUUGUGGCCCCACUGACCCAUUGCUGCUUAUGCAGGUGACGGAGUUCUCCUGUGGCGGAUUCAUCGUCGGGGUGGUAUGGAACCAUGCCGUCGCCGACGGCGUCGGCAUCGCCCAAUUCUUGCAAGCUCUCGGCGAGCUUGCCCGAGGGCAAUCAUCACCGUCAGUCGUUCCAGUCAGGUGGGACGGCUCCCUCCCGAGAAUUCCCCGAGCCAUCGUUGCCACGCGACAGCUCAUGGUGAGCGUCGAGCCAUUGGACGACGUUGCCUUCAUCGACAUCACCGUCCCGUCGAGCUUGAUCAGCUACAUCAGAGCUGAAUUCCAGCGACACUCCAACUCCAACGGCCAUGGCCAGCCGUGUACCUUCUUCGAGGCUGUCACCGCUGUGCUAUGGCAGUGCCGUACUCGCGCGAUCAUCACCAACCCCAACGCCCCUGCUUUGCUUUCGUUUGCGGCUGACGUGCGCAAGCUCGUGGGCGCCAGGGAAGGCUACUACGGCAACUGCUCCACUGGGCCCCUAGCCGUGGCGACGAGCGGUGCGGUGGCGAACGGAGACAUCGUGGAAGUAGUCAAGAUGAUCAGACAAGCCAAGGAUCAAGUGUCGGAACAGUUCAAGAAGAAUAAUGAACAUGGCGAUCAGGUUCAGGUAAUGGAUGAGAAGCUGUUCUACCAGAUCCGAUACAACAUGUUUAUUGUGUCGUCCUGGAAAACACUAGGGCUCGACAAGGCUGAUUUUGGGGGCGGGACGCCGGCGCGGGUGAUGUGCUACGAGCAACGGAUGCCGCGCUAUCCGAUAUGCAUUACGUCCCUACCGUGUAGAGGAAAGGAUGGAGCCAGUGUGUUCGCAGCCUGCGUGAAGGAGGAGCACGCCGACGCCUUCCUUAAGGAGUUAGCAACAUUCAUCUGA
This is a messenger RNA of Setaria italica (foxtail millet), 1299 nucleotides long. Its product is annotated as acyl transferase 15. The transcript has a single exon. The record is from RefSeq and is a predicted model, not a curated record. The coding region runs from base 1 to 1299 and encodes 432 amino acids. NCBI's taxonomy places the organism in Eukaryota, Viridiplantae, Streptophyta, Magnoliopsida, Poales, Poaceae.